AUGCCGAAAGAUAUUUCAACCGACGAAGUGAGUUCCCUGACACCUGUCUAUUCUAGCUAUCUCAGUAGGCAAAUACUAGCCAGCUUUGUUGGUCUCAUCGCUCUCGUCGGUGUGCUGGGAAAUAGCACCGUCGUGCUGGCUGUAGUUCUCUCCCGUAAACCUCGCACGAUCACCAACAUUUUCGUGGUCAACUUGGCCGUGGUGGAUCUCGUCACCUGUCUAAGCAUGCCUAUCAUGGUUCUAGCAGUGUUGAGCGAAAGCCAGGAAAACCUGCUGGUUUCAGAGGAUCUUUGCGCUUUCCAGGGAUUCGUGCUUAUCGUCUGCCUUGGGUGCAGCCUGAACAACAUUGCCACGAUCGCCGUCUAUCGCGCCUUGGUCACUCGCAAGAAAACUCCGGGAGGACUCCUCUCGCUGUUCAAUCGCUGCGGUCUUGUCGCCAUGAUUUGUGCAAACUGGCUGGUCCCCCUUGCAGUGGGUUUGUUGCCUAUUGUAUCGAAGUUCGGUUCUUACGGAUAUGACGAAAAUCUAAGCACCUGCUCCUUCAACCCAUCAGCGGAAGGCUCUGGCACAUUCUCAAAAAUAAUGGCUAUGCUAUUUUUCCCCGUGCAGCUCGUUGUGACUUUCGCAAGUUAUGCGGUCAUCCUGUACACAGUCAAGAAACACGCCCGUCGAGUGAACGUCAACGUGGAGCCACCACUGGCCAUCGUUGGUGGGACCAUGAGGUCCCCACCUCAACCCGGGCCUGCAAGACAGCCACAUACAUCAGCCCGUGGAGCUGCUCCAGCCCUGAACCAGCGGCAAGCGGGAGCUACAACUCCGCCUCAGUGGGCCCGUAGAAUCCGAUCGUUGGCCUCCAGUCGUCCUGCAACGCACGCCCAUGCUGUCGGACCACCAGUUCAAGCCAGGCCCGGGUUUCGCCAAUAG
Acanthaster planci (crown-of-thorns starfish) is the source of this 924-nucleotide messenger RNA. Its product is annotated as G protein-coupled receptor moody-like. Gene Ontology annotation, molecular function: G protein-coupled receptor activity. Lineage: Eukaryota; Metazoa; Echinodermata; Asteroidea; Valvatida; Acanthasteridae. Gene Ontology annotation, cellular component: membrane. The record is from RefSeq and is a predicted model, not a curated record. Gene Ontology annotation, biological process: G protein-coupled receptor signaling pathway.